AUGUUUCUGGUGUUAGAGAAUGCUCUGCCAUCGACGCAGCCACUAAAAAAUAGAUCCCCAAAUCCACCACCAAAGAUGGCGCCGCCGCCCAUCCUUCGAACCCAAGAUGAGCUCCUGGAGGAGAUCUUCUUCCUCCUCACCACGGUAUCCGACCUAGCCAGCGCCUCCGCGGCGUGCGUUCCCUUCCGCGGUCUCAUCACCGACCACGGCUUCCUCCGCCGCUACCGCGCACUCCACCCGCCGCCUCUCAUCGGCGUGUUGGACUUGGACAACGGCACCCUCGCCCCUGCCCAGCCGCCGCAUCCCUCCGCCGUCGCCGCCCGCGCCUUCGCCGGCUUCGACUUCUCCUGCAAAUCCUUCCUCCCCACCAAAUCCGGCCGUGCCUGGUUGCAACUUGACUUCUUGGACGGCCGCGCCCUCCUCACCAGCGUGCUUGAAAGCGACCUUGAGGCGAUGGUCUUCAACCGCCGCCAACUUUUGUUCAGCGACAUAGCCGUGUGCGACCCCGUGCACCGCCGCUACGUCCUGCUUCCCGCCGUCCCCUGUGAGCUGACGGCGCUGGUCCCUAAACAUGACCUGUUGGGUCUGGAGGCAUUCCUUCCCCCCGGUGAUGAUGAGGAAGACCCUUUAUCAUUCAGGGUCAUGUGCUUGGCGAAGCGCAGAAGUCCAGCAAAGAAAUGUGAUUCAGGGUAUAUGAACUAUAUGCUGGUUUCCCACCAUCAUUGUGUGCACCAACUAUAUGAACUGGAGAGCGUCUUCUCCAUGCUCUCCGGCGGACGCCGCGGCGACCUCAACCUCUAUAGAUGCGUCAGCCUGGUCGGAUACUGCAUGCUCCCCAUGGUCAUCUUCUCUGCGGUCUCCCUCUUCCUACCGCGGGGCGGUGGGCUCAUCUUCGGGAUGGGCAUGGGAUUCGUGAUGUGGUCUAUCAGGGUCUACACCAGGUUACUAGCAGAGCUUGCCUCCAGCGGCGAUGAGCAUAGGGGACUCAUUGCCUACGCCUGCUCGCUCGUCUACAUGCUCUUCUCUCUGCUCGUGAUCUUUUGA
Molecule: messenger RNA, 1044 nt
Organism: Hordeum vulgare subsp. vulgare (domesticated barley)
Lineage: Eukaryota; Viridiplantae; Streptophyta; Magnoliopsida; Poales; Poaceae
Exons: 3
Coding region: 1-1044 (347 amino acids)
Molecular function (GO): protein binding
Source: RefSeq, a predicted model, not a curated record